Messenger RNA from Lolium perenne, 909 nucleotides. RefSeq names its product galactoside 2-alpha-L-fucosyltransferase-like. Lineage: Eukaryota; Viridiplantae; Streptophyta; Magnoliopsida; Poales; Poaceae. Gene Ontology annotation, biological process: xyloglucan biosynthetic process; cell wall biogenesis. The record is from RefSeq and is a predicted model, not a curated record. Gene Ontology annotation, cellular component: Golgi apparatus; membrane. Gene Ontology annotation, molecular function: galactoside 2-alpha-L-fucosyltransferase activity.
AUGGACGAGCAUGCGCCGGCGCCCGGGCCAGCGUCCUCGAACAGUACCUCCGAGGCUGACCCGGCGGCCGAGUGCAGCUACAUCGUGUGGACACCCCAAGCGGGCCUCGGCAACGGCAUCAUCUCCACCGCCGCCGCCUUCCUCUACGCGCUGCUCACCGACCGCGUCCUCCUCGUCCAACACCCCGGCCACGACCUCGGCGACAUCUUCUGCGAGCCGUUCCCCGGCUCAAGCACCUGGGUGCUCCCGGAGAAAGACUUCCCCAUCCGGAGCAUGGAGCGCUUCAACACCCGCACCCCGGAGAGCCUCGGAAACACUCUGCGCCGUGGCGAGGGGUCCAGGGACCCGCCGGCGCCGUGGAUGUACCUGCAUCUACAGAACAACUACCAGCCCAACGACCGGCGCUUCUUCUGCGACGACGGGCAGGACGCGGUGCGUGGCGUGCGCUGGCUGGUGCUCCGCUCCGACAACUACUUCGUGCCGGGCCUCUUCCUGGUCCCGCGGUACGAGCGCGAGCUGGACCGCCUGUUCCCGCGCCGCGACGCCGUGUUCCACCACCUCGGGCGCUACCUCUUCCACCCGAGCAACACGGUGUGGGCCAUGGUGGCGCGGUACCACACCUCGUACCUCGCCCCGGCGGAGGAGCGGGUGGGCCUCCAGGUGCGCGACUUCAAGUUCACUCCCAUCUCCGCCGACGAACGAUACAACCAGAUCGUUUGGUGCGCGUACGGCGAGGGCAUCCUGCCCGCCGUCGACAACACACUACAGGAAUCCGGCAAUAUGCCGACGGCCUACGGCCCUCGGCGUAGGACAGACUUGCCCUCGGCGUACGAUACGCCGACGGGGACCCUCGGCGUAGCUCCUCGGGGAAGGUGGGCCUCGGCGGAGGCCACGUGGCCCUCGGCGUAG